Aspergillus ochraceoroseus IBT 24754 is the source of this 4257-nucleotide messenger RNA. RefSeq lists its product as uncharacterized. Bases 210 to 3953 code for a protein of 1247 amino acids. Gene Ontology annotation, molecular function: ATP binding; protein kinase activity. The transcript has 2 exons. The record is from RefSeq and is a predicted model, not a curated record. Gene Ontology annotation, biological process: protein phosphorylation. Lineage: Eukaryota; Fungi; Ascomycota; Eurotiomycetes; Eurotiales; Aspergillaceae.
AUCUAUCUACUGUGUGUGUGUGUUCAAGUAAUCUUUAUUAUCAUCUCGACCUUGACGCUGUUUGCCCCCAAUCCGCUCGCCAUCUAUCAUGUUCUAACCUUCAAGCCCCCCACCCCGCAAUCACUUUGUGUCGUUUGCCUCCGUCUGGACUUGCCAAGAUGUCCGUACUCCGCCAUGGAGGUUCAUACCUCCAACGACGCCUCACCAAGAUGUAUACCGACACCAAGACCUCAUGUGAGAGCGUCACUACGGUUCCAAAUGCGGCAGAUGAUCCAGAGCUCCUCAUUCUGCACCGAGAAUUCAAGACUCAGAGGGACAGGCUGUUAGCUUGGGGUCUGGACUGGAGCGACGCUAGUGCCGCCCAACCUAAUGAUAUCGACGAAUCCCUAACUCAGGCUGGCUUUAGCGAUGUUGUGGAAAGCGUGAUGUCCUCCAUUCAAGAUCUGCUCAAUGAGGCUGAGCGUCUUCAGCAGAAAGGCACCUCCGAUCUACCGCCCAAGGGUGGGAAAGUGGACGCCGCCUCCAAGGACGGACUCGGCAGUCUACCGUCCAAAACCAAUUGGACUAGUGUCGAGAUCAGUCGCUCGAAGACCCUUCUUUCUGAUUUGACGGCGUGUAUCGAUAUUCUGUACGAUCUCUCACGCUCCCGCCGGGAUAUGACUGCCAGCUCGCAGUCUUCGGGUAAGGGGCGUACUAAGUCCUAUCCUCCUAUCCAGGCAGCUACCCCCGGAGAUGAUUCUGCAUAUUCAAUUUAUCCGGAAUCGAAGACGUACCAUAGUGCGUCAUGUGAUAAUAAGUCGCAACAUGAAAUGCUUGACUAUUCCCCAUUCACAAACCUACGUGCGAUUAACACCCAAUCCCCCGUUUUUGAGCACCCCAAGUUCGAAAGGAGUUUCAGUAAGGCAGCCUUUGAGUCAAGGAGUUUUCUUAUUGACCGGUCGGCUCUGCAACUGUCUGGGGCAUCGCACGACAACAAUCCGCCACCCUAUGAAAUGGUAGCUGCGUCAACCAACUCGAGAGUUCUUGGCCGGAUGAAGACAUCCGCUUUACCAUUUCUACACGAGAUCAAGGACUCCACCGUCAGCAUUUUAGUGGAGUAUACCCCUAUGGUGCUUGAAGCUUCGGGGGAACCCACCUAUCCAGGAGAUUCGCGCCUCGAGCACGUACAUCAGGCCCUCGAUCAACUAGUUCAGAAUGCCAGGGUAUCCCAUCUCAGUCUGCUGAAGUUUCUAGGUUAUUAUAUCGACCGAGCAAACUCCCGUUAUGCCUUUGUUUAUCAAAUGCCCGUGGACUAUUUCCCCUUCCUCCAGAACCCUACCGACCUCUUGAACGCGUUGAAGCCAAAGCCCUUGGUUUCACUAUUGCAAUCUAGCGAAGACUAUCCUGUUCCCAAUUUGGAGACCAGACUUCGCCUUGCUUACGAUCUUCUGAUGGCCAUCUUGCAGCUCAGAAGCCAGAAUCUUAUUCACGGAAACAUCAACAGCAGCAACGUUCUCAUUUUCCCUGGCUUGACAGACUCAAAUAAGGAAGAGGCUGGGCUUACGGAAAACCUACGCCGCCCAUAUUUAACAUCGUUUGCCCAGUUUUCCGGGAAUAACCCGUCUCCUGAACCCUUAUCCUCAAGUAUGUACCGUCAUCCCGAUGACAAGCGGUCUAUCGAGGACGACGCAGCCUGGGCCUACGACCUCUAUUCUCUCGGAUUGGUUCUAAUGGAGAUUGGACUGUGGACCCCAAUCAGCCGCCUUUGGAAGUUGAAGUACAACAACUCCAUGUUCAAGCAAAGAGUCGAGAAUGUCUAUCUGCAGAAGCUCGGCCCGAAGUGCGGCAGCGCAUUCUUUCAUGUGGUCCAGCUUUGUAUUGAUGCCCCCAAUUUUCAUCUGUCAACUCAGCCGUUCGACGACCUAAACCUCAGAAUACCUCAAGUCUAUCACUAUCCUGUUCUCGAUCUUUCUGCCCCCGACAGCACCUUUUCAUUUUCCAUGAAUUUCAUCUAUACUCUGAGCAAAAUUGUCUGGUCAUGCUGCAGGAUAGAUAUCUUUUCUGCACCAGGUGCAGAGGAGUUGGAUGACUGUCUUCCCCUGGCUCUUGUUCCAGGAUCUGCUGCGGCAAAAGAAGCAUCGCGAGAGUACAAAAUGCCCGUUCAACCCACACCAUUUAGGGAACCUCUAGCCACAGUUCCUAUCCCUGAGAUGAAACUGAUGAAACUAGGAUCUGAGGAAAGGAGAGUCAAGAAGCGGACUUUCAAAAAGUUGACAAACGUUGAAAUUCCCCAAGAGCAUCUCAACGAGUGGAACUUUCACAUGUUGCCACGCUUCCGAAAGCUUCUCCAGAAAAUACUCAAGGACUCAUCAGAAUCAUGCGGUGUCACGCUUAUGAUGACUGGUGAAGCGAUGGAAAGCGCCAAGACAACCAUCUGUGUGACUUGUACCAGUGUAAAGAAAGUCCGCGCAGCUUUGAAAAAAUAUUUUGCUCUGGAUAGAGACGAUUGGGAUCUGCUUGUUCUGCGGGGAGAUAUCGAACGAUCCAAGGUACCGCGAAAGAAGCGUCGUCGGCCAGCCAAGUCCAGUGUUCAGAGUACAGUCGGACCCAGCCUCUUGCCACAAGAUCCUAAUCCCUGCUUUCAGCCACGGCCUCUCUGUGGUGCAUCCAUCGGUGCUUUCAUGAACGAGGAGCAUCUUCCCCCCGUGACUUAUGGUGGUGCCAUCCUGGUCGAUGGCAUUCCCUACGGCAUGACAGUUCAUCACAUGCUUGAGGCACCUAGUGAUCAGGAGGGUGUGGGUUAUUAUCACGAUGAAGAUGCCAAUGAUGCUCCUCUUCGAUCAGCUGGGAAUUGGCCUCGUGAGCCCACAUUCCAAGAUCCUCAGUUAUCGUUCUCCUGGUGUGACGAGGACCCGCCUGAGCAUAAUCUGGAGUUCGAAAUCUCCGAUGAUGAGGAUGGGGACGACUAUUAUGAUGACUAUAACCUCUCGGAUGGAUACUCAUCAGAUGAAGCUGACGAUGAUGCCGCUUACGAUGACGAAGACGCGGCCUCGAUAGGGGAUACCGCGGGUAUUGAGCCCGGGGAAGAGCCUCCACUCUUUGUAACUCAACCUGCCAUUGACGAUGUUCGGGAUGACUUCUUCCCAAGUCCCGAAGAUCGAGACGAUGAGCACCUCGCCUCUCACUCUUUUGGAUACGUUCACGCAUCCUCUGGUGUCCGCCGCUGGACACGCAGAGGUAUUAAACAUGAGAUCGAUUGGGCAUUGAUCAAAAUUAACAAUGACCGUAUGGAUCCACGCAAUAUUGUCUAUGACAAAAUCCCGUCGCCUAGGGCAGGCCAUAUGCGACGCAGACUCGGUGACCAAGACCCACCAGCACAGCGAGACCCCAUCUACUUAAACGAUAUAGCGCGACUAGAAGAUCUCGGUGGCUUAAAUGUCCAUUGUUGCGGUCGGACCAGCGGAUUACAAACGGGGCAGAUAUCCAAAGCGAUGACAAUCGUCAAGUUUCACGGCCGACAAACUUUUUCAACCAGCUUCGGGGUGGAUGGGAACUUCGGAGUUCCGGGAGAUUCAGGCGCAUGGGUAUUUGAAAAAUCCACGGGCCGUGUUUGCGGCCACGUCCUUGCCUGGUCCGAGAAGAGUCGAACAGCCUACAUCGCCCCGAUGGAAGUCCUCCUAGAGGAUAUCGCUCGAACCCUCAACGCAACAUAUGUCGCUCUCCCUGGUAGCCAUGACGAAUCUCUUGCCCUUGCUAUGCCACACUCUUCUCCCAUCCCGCAGAACCCAAGAUACCGCUCUCCGCUCCCUUUACCCGAUCAGCUCCCCGUCGACCUGAACCGUCAACUCCGUCUAGAUGACCCCGGCGUAGGUUCUGUCAACACUAGUCACGGCCUCAGAAAUGUCUCAACCCCUUAUCGAAGCAUGCCACCUAUCUUGACGCCUCCCCGCAGUCUCGAAAGACAGCUUGCUUAGCACGCAUUCUCUCCACCCGCCAUUUGUCCUUUGCCACCUCUGUCCUCCUUCUCACAUUUUCCCACUACGUCUAUUUAUCUCUAUAUACAACAAACCUGUGCAUGACCAGCCCAGCCGUGCUUUGAUACCCCAUCCUCCACAACAUCAGGCCAAACUCGCCGUUCCCUCCGAUGAAGCGAGGGGCCGGUUGAAUGAAUAAACCUAACCUAAUGGAUGGAUGAACAACUGUUAAUGUUUUCUAUGACUAUUCAUGAGUGGAUUGCAGAAAUAAUACCCCCUUUUUUCUCCCCUUUUUUUUUUUUUC